AUGGGCACCUCUUUCGCACCCUUGAUUCUCCUUGCCACUGUUUCCUUCUUCCUCUUUUCCAAGGUUUUACCUCAGCAACCAUACGUAGGGUCGCUUACCACGGCCUGCGAAAACACAAACGUCUCCAAUUCUCUAUUUGGUUAUAGCUGCAACGGAAGAGAUAGAAGCUGUCCAACUUUUCUGAUCUUCAGAGCAACGUCUCCUUACAAGUCGGUGUCAUCAGUUGCAACACUUCUGUCUUCUAAUCCAUCGAAGCUUGCCCAGGUCAAUGGUGUCUCCCUCUCUUCAAUCUUUGACGAUAAGAGGCAGGUGAUUAUCCCUGUAAACUGUUCUUGCACAGGUAUCUAUUACCAGCAUAAUUCAACUUAUACCAUUCAAGGAGGUGACACGUACUUCUCUGUAGCAAACAACACAUAUCAAGGUCUAUCGACAUGUCAAGCAUCACAGAGCCAGAACAGUUAUCCUGCAACUAAAUUGCCGGUAGGUUCAGAGAUUAUUGUUCCGUUGAGAUGUGCGUGCCCUACAAAGCAGCAAAUCAGUGCCGGUGUGAAGUAUCUUCUGAGCUAUUUGAUUGUUAGCGGUGACAUUGUUGACAGUAUCAGUAGAAGGUUUGGCGUCAAUACAGAUAGUACCCUUAAUGCUAAUGGACUUGAAGAGGACUCUACCAUCUUCCCAUUUACUACACUUCUGGUUCCUCUGCAAAAUGAACCUUUGGUGUCUCAAACCAUCACUCCACCACCUCCACCACCAUCUUCAACUCCUCCACCUAAUCCUGAAAAGAAAAAGUCCAAAACUGGCCUUUCUGUAGGUAUUGGAGUACCAGUCACUGUGAUCUUGAUCCUCGGUUUGUUUCUUUUCUUUUUUAAUAAGAAGAAAAAGGGGCCCAGUGAAGAUGUGAUCAAGGAAGAGUCUGAGGAAAGGUAUCUCAAAAGAGAGGUGAAGACGGAUUCCAUUUUGGCUGAUGAGCUUCUUACCGGUGUAUCUGAUCUACGCCAUUCCUUAAAGGUGUAUAAAUUUGAAGAAUUGCAGGCGGCUACUAACAAUUUUGGCGAAGUAUGUAGGAUUCAAGGCGCUGUCUUUCGUGGGGUAUUCGAGGGGGAUAUAGCAGCUAUUAAGAGAAUUGAUGGAGAUGCUUCCACGGAAAUAGAAAUUGUGAAGAAGUGGAAUCACUUCAAUUUGAUCAGGCUCUCUGGUGUUUGUUUCCAUCAAGGCUACUCCUUUCUUGUUCAUGAGUACGCUCAAAAUGGAUCGCUUAAGGACUGGAUCUAUGGCAGGGAUGGCUUGUAUUUGAAUUGGAUUCAGAGGGUACAGAUUGCUCUCGAUGUGGCUAGUGGACUUCAGUACCUUCAUUAUUAUGCUAAUCCUCCUUUUCUGCACAAGGACAUAAAGACGAGCAAUAUUCUCCUCGAUGGUGUCUUUCGGGCAAAGAUUUCUAAUUUCAGGCUCGCAAGAUCGGUGAGGGGCAAGGAAGAAGAAGACUUUGUUCUGACAAGGCAUGUGGCAGGAACAAGAGGCUAUUUGGCACCUGAAUAUCUGGAAAACGGAUUGAUAUCUCCUAAGCUUGACGUAUAUGCUUAUGGAGUGGUGAUUUUGGAGCUCAUGGCAGGAAAAGAAGCUACAGAGUCUAUGGAACAAGCAUUAACAGCAAAAGUCGAGCACAAGUCACAGGAGAUUGCUGGUUUCAUGGAUCCUCACCUUCAAAGCAACUACCCGACGGAGUUAGCCAGUCUCAUCAUGAAAAUGGUAGAAGGCUGCUUGAUGAAGGAUCCAUCAGGCCGGCCUUCCAUGGAUGAGAUUGUCAGUUCAUUGACAAGAAUGCUAGCGGUUUCACUAGCAUGGAAAUCCUCCAAUACCAUAUCCUAG
Molecule: messenger RNA, 1863 nt
Organism: Nymphaea colorata (pocket water lily)
Lineage: Eukaryota; Viridiplantae; Streptophyta; Magnoliopsida; Nymphaeales; Nymphaeaceae
Product: lysM domain receptor-like kinase 4
Exons: 1
Coding region: 1-1863 (620 amino acids)
Biological process (GO): protein phosphorylation
Molecular function (GO): ATP binding; protein kinase activity
Source: RefSeq, a predicted model, not a curated record